Messenger RNA from Heterobilharzia americana, 4187 nucleotides. NCBI's taxonomy places the organism in Eukaryota, Metazoa, Platyhelminthes, Trematoda, Strigeidida, Schistosomatidae. The record is from the annotation of a GenBank genome assembly.
AUCUUUUAAAAUUAACUUUCUGUACACACACACUAUCACAUUCAUCUCUGUCUGUCUAUUCAUUUUCAUCCCUUUUCUAUCUACGACCGAUAGUUGGUGUUGAUUUCUCACGUUAGUCAACUCAGCGAUGAAAUUCGCGUGAUCAUCUCUAUUAAGAUUUACAACAUCCCUUGAUACACAUAAAUUCAACAAGGAUAAUAUCAUUUUUGAUUUGACGCCUCAUCUGUUUCACACUAACUGCGUGUUGUGUUGUAAUGAUGAAGUGUGAUACACAAAUGAACUGUGUGAUAAAAACGGCAAUAAUAAUAAUAAUAAUCCUACCGAGAUCAGUUAUUUAAACCGGAUAUUUUUACCAUUCAGGUAGAAUUUUCAAUCUAUUUGACAAUGGCUACAUCCGAGUUAAUGGAAUCUGCUAAAUUAAACGUUCAAGAAAUUAAUUUUAGUGAUAAACUACUACCAGAUGAGCAAGCAUUAAAACGAUUUAUUUCUAAUUAUUUGCCAUUUUCUCUAAUGAACAUAAACAGUCCUAAUACAUUUCAUUCGCAAAGUGACAUGUCCACCAUAAAUUGUGAUCAUUUGAUGAUGACGACGACGGCAGCAACAACGAUCGUAUCAUCAACAAGUAGUAAUAUUGCAAUAACAUCGACAACUAAUACAGAAGCAAAGUUGAAAGGUUCCGUUUUAUUAACUAAUGAUUCAUUUCCGUUUACUUCUAAGUCAAAUCUUCCAGAAUUUAAAAAUGUGACACAUAAUGGAGAUGAACUGCAAUCACCUUCCACAGAUCCUUAUACAAAUUUAUGUAAAAACAAUGAUAAGAAAACUUUAUUAAAUUCCUACCCAACAUCAGAUUGGAUGUUAAAUCCACAAAAAUUAUUCUCCACAUUAAUGAUGGCAAGAGUUGGUAUGCAAAUGGGAACAAAUUGUGAUGGGUAUCGUGUACUGCCGAAACCUUCUGUAUUUGGAAUUCCAGAUAAGUUAUCAACAGAAAGUAUGCUGAAUAAUGAAUAUAACAAUGUUUCCAAUCACAAAGAUAUGAAGUCGUUUGUACCACUAUCUAGCACACUUCCAGUCAAAGUAAAUGUUUCAAAUACUGCUAGUAUUACAAUGAAUAACAUGAGAAUGACGUCACCUACCAAAGUGAACGCUUCAAUUAGUGAAACACAUCAGUCGCCUUAUGCUACAAGCACACCAAAUAAACUCAUAAAACAUAAACAAGAUGCAGUUUCUAAACAUUCCCCUAAGGAGACUACAGAUGAACAAGAUAAGCAUACUGGCUCUUUACCAUUUUCACCUCAAGAAAUUAUACGAGUUUGUCAGACAUUUGAAGAAGCGGGUGAUAUUGAACACCUUAGCCGAUUUUUAUGGUCAUUACCACUGAAUCCCAAUUUAUGGGAAGUCUUAAAUAAAAGUGAAGUGAUUUUAAGAGCAAGAGCAUUGGCAGCAUUUCAUACAAGAAAUUUUAGAGAAUUAUACGCAAUUUUAGAAAGACAUACAUUUCCUAAGUCUUCUCAUGUCAAAUUACAAGCCUUAUGGCUCGAAGCGCAUUAUCAAGAAGCAGAAAACCUCCGUGGCCGUCCACUAGGACCAGUUGACAAGUAUAGAGUAAGGAAGAAAUUCCCUAUGCCUAGAACGAUUUGGGAUGGGGAGCAAAAAACUCAUUGUUUCAAAGAGCGUACAAGAGGUUUACUACGUGAAUGGUAUCUUCAAGAUCCUUAUCCAAGUCCGGCAAAAAAACGUGAACUGGCUAAUGCAACUGGUUUAACUGCAACACAGGUUGGAAAUUGGUUUAAGAAUCGACGACAACGUGAUCGCGCAGCGGCGGCCAAAAAUCAGCAGUUGGAGAAUUCUGAUAGUGAUGCAGAACCCGACAAUGAAAUAAGUUCAGAUGAUACUGAUCGUAAAGAUAACGAGGAUGAAAGAACACAAAGAAGGCGAAGGCAUAAUUCACACUCAGAUUCUUCAAGAUUUCAAUCUAAUUUCAAUGUUGAUAGAUUCUGUAUGCCAAUAACCGACAAUAAGAUGACGAAAGAUAAAUCCGAAAAUUAUGAAAGAGAUGAAUAUGACAGUGGAAUAAAAUGCAACAAAAUUCACCAUAAUUCAUCACCACAUGAGGCUGAAAGUGAUGUUUGGUCACCAGGAUCAGAAAAUGAUAGUUUUUUGAAUAUCAGAAAGGAUCAACCUUGCGAAGCAAAUAAUGAAUACGAUAAUCAGUCGCAUUUCCAUGCAAGACUGCAUGAAACUUACAUGAAUCCUAAAAGACACUGCUUACAUCCCGGUUUAACUGGAUUGAACAGCACAAUAAAUCAGCUAUCAAAUUUUAUGCCGAAAUUAUCCAGUGAUAAGGUUAAUGAAACUAAAGUUAAUUCACCGCCAAGAAAUAAAAUGUUCAAUUUACCAUUUGAUAUAUUUGGUUUGGGCCAAAAUAUGAAACAAAAAUUUCCUACUGUAGUGUCACAGCAAUCAGAAUUCCCAUCUAAUUUUGUAACUCAUGAACUGAAACCUUCAGACGCUGUAAAUUAUAAUGCAGAUAUACCAGUCCCACGAUUUCAGAAUACUACUACUCUAUUGAAUCAAUCCCAGUAUCCGACUCCCACCAAUCAUGAUAAUAUGAAUAUUAGUAGUGGUUUGAAAGACUGUAAUCCAAACUUUAUAAAUGUCACUUCUACAAAGGUAAAUACCAACGAUGAAAUAUUUAAUGGCAUGAUAAAGCAGUCUAGUUUGAUGGAUCACAGCAAAAUUCUUCGUAACAUGUAUACUCCUGAGAGUUUAUUUCCGCCAAUAUUUCCACCAUUUCCUCCAUUAUUAUCAAAUUAUAUAAAACCAUCUGAAUUACCUCCAUUAUUCAGACCAGUGAGAACUGAUACAUUGUUAAAUACACCACUGUGUGUUCCACCGUUACUUACACAUUCAAAUGUGUCAUCAAAUAAACCACUUGAUUUUAAACAGCAGUACUCUGAUACGGAUAUAAUUAAUCAUUCAAAUCAGCGAAUAACUGAAGACAGUGUACUCCCAGAGAAUUUGUCUUCCCAAUCUAUGAAUAGUCAUAAUAUCAUUAGUAGUAAUAGCGGCUAUAGUGUGAAUAGUAAUUCACUGUCAACUCCACCACUUUCAACAUCAUCUUCACCGUCAGUUUUCAUUUGGCAAAAAAUGUUUGAAUGGUAUUCAACUCAAAUGCAACACCAACAACAGAAACAGUGGUACCAACAGCUGCAGCAAGAAGAAAGUCUACAAAAAGAUUUAAUGCAACACUUACCUCACAUUAAGAAUGAAACCUAUCACAAGCUAUCCAAUUGUUCAAUUGCCCACAUACACAGUAUGAUCAGUCAACUCAGCGAACAAAGUAUAAACACGAAGAAGCAUGAUGAUGACGACAUCGAAAGCGAUACGAAGCUAAUUCAGUCAAACAGUAAUAAAAAGUUGUCUGCAGAAAGGGAAGAGAUGUUAGAUCAUUCAAUGGAUCUCAAGACAUGUUUGAAACAUGGGGAAACAACAAACGAAAAAGUAGAUGCGAAGAAAUCUGUAAACAGUCCACAAAUUAGCAUAUGUGAAGACAAAGUGGAAGAGAAUCCUUGUAGUAUUUCCAAUUCUGGUUAUUGUGCACGUUCAACAGAACAACUUCAGAUGUCUUGCAGUAGUUCUGAUGAAUCAUCAUUAGAAGUUUAAACCCUAAAUAUUAAGAAUACACGAACGUUUAGAUCACAAAUUAAAUUGUCAGCUGUUGAUUAAACUUCAGUUUAAGAAAAUGCUGAUACUUUCAGAGAGUUCGGGAUACAUUUUCUCAUUUCCAACACACUUUCAACCAUACACUAUAAAUAGUAACACUGAUGGUUAUGAUUGUAACUAAUCAUGUUUAAAUCAGCGCCUUCAACAUUCCUAAUCCAUCUUUUUAUUGUAGUUAAUAUUCAGUUCAUUUAAAUAGCACCCAGAAUUGUUUUGAACUUGUACACUUUUCUUGCUUCCUCAACAGUUGUUGUGGUUAUCACCGAUUUCUCUUUUGUAUGUUUUUAAAAUAUGGUACACAAGAGGUGAUGUGAAAAACAGUUUCCCUAAGUGCAUAGGAAUGAGCAGAAUAAAUGGAAAUGAACGCUAGAUUCAAAUAUCAACGUUUGCAUUUAUGCGUUUAGGUAUUUUGUUUGUAUAUACCAAAUAUUUUCAGCAUUUAAGAUAAAUAUAUGUGGUUUUAUUUC